AUGCAUGAUGAGCUCACUGCCUUACAACAAACUCACACAUGGACACUAGUUCCUCCUCACUCUGCUCAAAAUCUAGUUGGCUCCAAGUGGGUUUUUGGGAUCAAACAACAUCCGGAUGGCUCCAUUGAAUGGUAUAAAGCUCGCCUUGUUGCCAAGGGCUUCAAUCAACUUGAAGGUAUCGACUACACUGAGACCUUCAGUCCCGUGGCCAAACCCAUUACCAUCCGUAUCCUAUUAUCAAUUGCAGUACAAAAUGAUUGGCAUAUUUCCCAACUUGAUGUUACUAACGCCUUUCUACAUGGCCAUCUUCUUGAGGAGCUUGGUUCUCAAUUCACAAUCAAGGAUUUAGGCGCUCUUCACUACUUCUUGGGUAUCGAAGUGCAUAGAACUUCCUCUGGCCUUUUUCUCAGCCAAACAAAGUACACCAUUGAUCUUCUUUCCAAAACCGACAUGCUUAACACCAAACCAUUUCCCUCUCCAGCAACCACAACAAAAUUGGCUUCAGACUCUAGUGAACUUCUCUCCAAUCCGACUUCCUACAGAUAUAUUGUUAGCACUCUUCAAUACUUAACUUGGACCUGCCCUGAUAUCUCAUAUUCAGUCAACCAAGUCUGCCAAUUUCUCCAUGCUCCUUCCACAACUCACCUCACUGCUGUCAAGCGAAUCCUUCGAUACCUCAUAGCCACUCCAGAUUAUGGUCUACCAAUUCAUAAAGGCAAGCCUCAUCACACUGCCUUCUGUGAUGUUGAUUGGGCUGGCAAUCCUAAUAAUCGUCGGUCCACUAUUGGGCCCUGCAUAUUCCUGGGUACUAAUCUCAUCUCUUGGUCUGCUAAAACGCAAACCAUUAUGGCUCGCUCAUCAACUAAAGUUGAAUAUCGCGCAUUGGCCACAACAACUGCUGAUGACUUGUGGAUCUGUUCUCUCUUAAAAGAACUCCAUGUCUUAUUGAACCAUCCACCAUUAUUUCACUACGACAACAUCUUAGCCGUUGCACUCGCUGCCAACCCCAUUUUUCACGCCCAGACAAAGCACAUUGAAGUGGACUAUCACUUUAUCCGAAAUUUAGUGACCUCCAAAGCCAUUUCCAUUCAACAUCUUCCUUCUCAUUCACAAAUAGCUGACAUUUUUACAAAGGGCCUCCCUACUGAACGCCUCCUCACUCUUCGAUCCAAGCUCAUUACUCGUCUCUCGUCUUCUCUUGAAGGGGGAUGA
This is a messenger RNA of Prunus armeniaca (apricot), 1212 nucleotides long. The record is from the annotation of a GenBank genome assembly. Lineage: Eukaryota; Viridiplantae; Streptophyta; Magnoliopsida; Rosales; Rosaceae.